AUGUGUGCGUCAAGGUCGACCUUUCGAAGAUUCCAAUUUUGGAGUGUAAUGCUGCUGUCGCACGUAUCCGUCGCUCAACAAUAUACCGGUGUCAAAUCUGUGUCUUCCUCGCCAGAAGCGAUUCAACAGCAAGCUCACUCAGCUCGCUCAGUGGAUGGUGGUAUUCCUGCAACGGAUAGCAAUAUAAUCAAUCUCGCUAUCACACCCUUCGCACGUGGCCAAGGCUUUUCGGCUGCCAAAGGACGCAAUCUCGGCUUUGCGAACGACGCCUCGCUCAAUGCGAUCCCUUCUGGGAUUAACAAUGAACUCUCAAAUGUUGACGUUCGGGGUUCAACGUUACAGCCGAAUACGGUGUUACGAGACAGCUAUGGAAAUCCUGUGACCCCUUUUACGGAUCUUGCCAAGCCAGAACUGGACUCCGUCGGGUUUCUAACGAACGUUAAUCGAGACGCAAACUUUCAAUCUUCCGGCCAAGGCAGCAAAGUAGGACCGUACAACUUUAAAGUUCCAAGCUACGCGUCUGGCAUAAUCGAGCCUAUCGCGCAACCAAACUUUGGUCUACUACCACCAAACCCUGUUCCCAGCACCGUGCAGGUGGUACCACCGAGCAGCACUACAACGGCACGGUCUCCCAUUACGCAGCCACAGUUUCUGCCAAAUGCAAAAAUCCCAAACAUCGAGGAUGGUAAGAUUCUGUUUGCUCAGAAACCGGUGAAUGGCCUAUUGCCCCCACUGUUCCCGGAUCAGUUACCACCGGUGUAUGAUAUCAAAGUUGGCACGGAACGAUCAACGUACUUUGUUCGCGAUCCGUUUGUUGAUCCGGUAAAGCCAACAUCACUGCAAACUUUACAACCGCCACAAUCGGCAUUGAUGCCUGACGGUGGAGUUGGAUUCAAAACCGACGUUAAUCAACAGACGCAUUUUCCCCAACCAAACACGCUGACGGUAAAUAGAUUUUCAGGAUCAGCAGCUCCCAAUGCGCCAGCAUUUGAAACUACUACCAAACCGGUGGUACAGAAGUACAGUGGAGGGUUUGGAGGACCGGCUGGAUUUCUUGGCAAUCAGCAAAACAUUGGCACUGUUUACACAUCGACUGUAAGACCGAACAUACCACAAGCGAUUCCAUCCGCUACGCAGCCACAACCUCGCCCUCAAACCAUUUUUACACCUCAAAAUACAUUUUCAACAACGGCUAGACCCGUUGCCAAACCGACUGUUCAAAAGUAUAUGGGCAGCUUUGGUGGAGCACCAGGGUUCUUGGGUAAUCAAGCGAAUAUCGGUACCGCUUACACUAAAGCUCCACAAACGAUCGCUGCAAUAACGCCUACUGUAGCUCCCGUUCAACAACCACCUGCCGUGCAACAUUUUGGUAUCGCACAUCCGGUUCCGGUUCCAACUUCUACACUGCCACAACGACCCUUGCCGCCAUCCGCCCCGUCAGUGCCGAAUAACUAUAAUGGACAAUUCAAUGGAGCUCCCGCCAACCAGGGCAGUGGUAUAAGACCAACAGCUGGCUCCACAUUCACACCACCUCUACAACCAGUCAGGCCUGUUUCGGCAACCAAUACCUUUACUGGUGGCAAUAAGUUUACCGGUAGUUUCGGUGGUGCACCAGGAAUUUUAGGCAAUCAGCAACGGCCCGGAACUCAUGUCAAACCGGACGGUAGCUUAUUUCCAUCCACUCUGCAACAACUUCCACAGCAACAUCAACAACCGCAUCAAUCCUUAUCGCAACAGCUGCAACAACCAAAACCAGCGACAGAUACAUUCACAGGUAGCUUUGGUGGCCCACCCGGUGUACUGCGUCCAUUUGAUAAUACUAAGGGCUAA
Messenger RNA from Anopheles marshallii, 1830 nucleotides. RefSeq lists its product as uncharacterized. NCBI's taxonomy places the organism in Eukaryota, Metazoa, Arthropoda, Insecta, Diptera, Culicidae. Bases 1 to 1830 code for a protein of 609 amino acids. The transcript is spliced from 3 exons. The record is from RefSeq and is a predicted model, not a curated record.